UCAGUUCCUCCGAUCAGGUCACGGGAUACGGUAGUCAAUACACGAUGAAGUCUAUUCUCUUGCUUUUUUCCCUCUUGGGCCUUAUGGCAGCGGCCCAUGCUACUGCAAAUGAUCCAGUUAUAUCAGACAACUGCACUCUAAUAGACACCUGUGAGUUAUGCCAGAACAGCUCCUGUCAUUGGGUUCAAUGUCUCAGUGAUGAUCCCAGUUGCCAGGAUAACCCUGGGGCUGAAAUGUGUCGCGAAGUCCCUUGUACCGUUACCACGACUGAAGCCCCAACAACUACUGAGAUCCCAACGACUGAACCUCCUACAGAACCACCAACAACCGAACCUCCUCCAGAGACUACCACUACUACCACCCCUGCCCCAACAGAACCUCCGACAACGGAACCCCCUACUGAGCCUCCGACAACAGAACCCCCUACCGAACCUCCUACUGAAGCACCCACUACACUGCCACCAGCAACAACCACUGCAAAGCCCUGCCCGCCACCUGAUGGAAGGCACUUUGAUGCUCCGAGCUUCUUUGGUGGCAUGGUUCUCGCUGUGGGUAUCCUGGCAGUAGCCUAUGCUGCUUGGCAUUUCUACAAGUCUAGGAAUGAGCGUAACUACCAUACCUUGCAAACUGUUUACUGAUGGAACUGCAGGAAACAGUCCACAUGUAGCUGGCUGGACUGGAGGUGUGAAGCUAGUGCCUACAAUCGUCCUUUGAGUAAAUAUCAAACUACAACUCUCAGAUUAGAAAAGGUAACCACUUGUCACAAAAUCAAAGUUAGAGUAAAUAAUAUAAAAAAGCAGGGAUAAGUGCCUAAAAAAUAAUGAUAAUGAUAAUAAUAAUGAAACUUUCCUGUUGUAGAUUAUCCUUAAAAGAGGAUGUAUGGAAAUCUUUUUGAUAUUGAGGUGAUAGUUUUCAAAUUGUUCAGUGAUUUAUCUUAUUGUUAGAUUUGAUGCAUUAUUCAAAAAUUUAGCAUUGCUCCGCUCACAAAUGCUGGGCGUUGUAUAAGAUGUAGUAUCAUUCCAUUAUGUAAUGGCUGACUCUAAAAUAGUGCAUAAUUUUUAUAUAUAAUUUUUAUAAUUAUUGAUGAAUUUGGAUAGAACAUGGUAGCUGUUUUCACAAAAUCCAGUCCUGGAUGACAAUUGGCAAGGAAGAUAAAUCAUCUGUUGAUAUAAAAAUAUAUGUUAAAGAGCUAAAAAGUAAAAGGAUAGAUUGCCUUAUUAGUGAGUUCAGACAAAUAUAAAUGAAAUGCAGCAGUGGUAAGGAAUAUAAGUAACAGUGGAUGAUUGUUGAAAAUGCCUUCUAAUUAGCCAAGGAAUGCUGCAAACAAGGUCUGUUUGGGGUGUUUGUGUGUGUGUGUGUGUUUGUGCAUAUGGCUGUUUGGGUUUAUGAUGUAUGAGCGUAUGGUAGAGUUUAUGUGCUCCUGGCCAUUGGAUAUGAGUUUGUUUUUAUGGAUGUGUGUUGGUGUAUGAAUGUGGCAGUUGUAUGUUCUUGCAAGUAUGUGCUUAUGUUUGCAGAUAUAAAAUGAUGAUAAAUGAUUAAUAUUUAAAUGUGCAAUAACUCUAGAGGGAGUGUUUAAUUUAUUGUGUAGGCUCACAACAGAAUAGCUCAUACUUAGAAAGAUAGCUUGAACUGCAUUUAAGUGUUUGCAUUGAGUAUAACGUGUAAAGAAAUUUUAUUGGAUCUCACAAAUCCUGUUUAAAGCAUGUCUUGUUUGCUUACUUGAAGCAGGAAUGUACAAUAUAAAGCAAUGAUCUAUGUGUUAUAAGUAAGCAAUAUAGUGCCUAAAACCAGGGAAGAAGGAGAUGGAGAAUUUGAAUUUUGAGAGAUUUAAACUGUAUGACGAUAUAAAACUUAUGAUUUUAUUUGAAUGCAUCAUGAAAAAAAUAGGAAGAAAAUGACAUUGCAGUUGUAUCUGCAUUGUCAGAAACCUGGUGCUGAUAUAAGCAAAAUAAGCUAUACCAUUCAAGCAAGCUUGUGAUGUUUAGAAAUAAGCCGUAUGUCAUUUAUUUUUCAAAAGGAGGAAAGAUUUUUCUAUAUAACUGAAUUAAGGAUACCCCUUUAGAUGAACCCUUUUGUGAUAAUCUCCCAUUCAUAAUAUUUGUUAAGGAUAAAAUCCAUACAAAAAAAAAAUAUAGAAAAAACAAAUAAACUUGUGAGCAAGAGAGAAAAUUAAGUAAAUAUGGUUGUGAAGGUGCAUAAUAUUAUUCUUACCUUGUGUAUCAGAAUGUCAUUCGUGUUUGGAAAAGCCGAUGGUAAAUUGUAUAUUAUGUGUUUCGGUUAGAUUUAGAUCCUUUGAUUACGAGUUCGUUAGCCAAUAUGGGUGACGAUGCUUUGUAUUAGCUGCCCAUUUGGGUUAACUGUUAAAUAAGAUACCAGUGUUUACAUACAAAAGUACCAUACCAUCUAAAGGUCAAGGGUACACUCACAUGCAUGAUAACUCAUGCAUAGGCAUACAAACAUACAGACAUGUACACUUGCCAGAACACAUUCAUAAUCAUAUACACUUACUCAGACUCACAUCCAUGUUCAGAUAUAUAUGCCCAUACUUGUCUAUACAUAUACUCCUUUUCAACUCCCACUAUUUCUAAUGAUCUUAUUUUGUAACUUAUUAUCUGUCUCUGAUAUAAACACACACACACACUCACACACACUCACACACACACACACACACACACACACACACACACACACACACACACACACACACACACACACACACACACACACACACACACACACACU
This is a messenger RNA of Penaeus chinensis, 2742 nucleotides long. RefSeq names its product threonine-rich protein-like. The transcript has 7 exons. Lineage: Eukaryota; Metazoa; Arthropoda; Malacostraca; Decapoda; Penaeidae. The record is from RefSeq and is a predicted model, not a curated record. Gene Ontology annotation, cellular component: cytoplasmic vesicle. Bases 45 to 638 code for a protein of 197 amino acids.